UGUCAUUGUUAUUGUUAUUAGCAACAAUAUAUAGUAGUAGCAUGUGAACUUGUUUUCUGUAUUCACAAAAAACAAACAACGCUACUGAACUUGCUUUCUACUUUCACUUCACCAAUCCGAAAAAGAGACACCAUUUUCCUUCUUUUCAGAGUGAUUGCGGCUCAUUUCUAUUAUUCAAACUUUUGGGCUGUAGAUUACAACUUUUGUUUAAAUACUCAAGCGACCUGCUUAGUUAUCAGUAAACUAUGGGUCAUGCCCAAAUACUCCUUCGAGAGGGGGCAACAUGCUUGUCUUUGUUUGCUCUUGACAAUGCCCUAGUUCUCUCGUUAGGUGAACUCAAAGCCUGCUAAUGCAUGUACGCGUUAGAGAAGGGUGUGGAAACACUGAUUCUGAUUUCUGGUGGAGCUUGACUUGUGCAUCUACUUUGCUGUCUUUUAUAACAGAAAAUAUGGGCUUAGUAUGCAGCAGAAAUCGCCGUCAUCGUGACUCUGAUACUGAAGAAAAUGCACAGGCAGCAGAAAUUGAAAGAAGAAUAGAGUCAGAAACAAAGGCUGAAAAACACAUUCAGAAACUUCUACUACUAGGUGCAGGAGAGUCGGGGAAGUCUACAAUCUUUAAGCAGAUAAAACUUCUGUUUCAAACUGGCUUUGACGAGGCUGAGCUAAGAAGCUACACACCAGUCAUUUAUGCUAAUGUGUAUCAGACUAUAAAAGUACUGCAUGAUGGGUCAAAGGAGUUGGCUCAGAAUGAUCUUAAUUCUUCAAAGUUUGCUAUAUCCGAUGAAAACAAGGACAUUGGUGAAAAACUUUCAGAAAUUGGAGGCAGGGUGGAUUACCCACAUCUCACCCAGGAUCUUGCAAAGGAAAUAGAGACUCUCUGGGAGGAUGCUGCCAUUCAGGAAACAUAUGCCCGCGGUAAUGAACUCCAAGUUCCUGAUUGUACUAAAUAUUUCAUGGAAAAUUUGCAGAGGCUAUCAGAUGUGGAUUACGUUCCUACAAAGGAGGAUGUUCUGUAUGCAAGAGUUCGUACAACCGGUGUUGUGGAGAUUCAAUUCAGUCCUGUUGGAGAAAAUAAGAGAAGUGGUGAAGUCUAUAGACUCUUUGAUGUCGGUGGCCAGAGAAAUGAGAGGCGAAAAUGGAUCCAUCUUUUUGAAGGAGUCACAGCUGUAAUAUUCUGUGCUGCAAUUAGCGAGUAUGAUCAAACACUUUUUGAGGAUGAAAACAAGAACAGAAUGAUUGAAACUAAGGAACUUUUUGAAUGGAUCCUGAAGCAACCAUGUUUUGAGAAAACAUCCUUCAUGUUAUUUUUAAACAAGUUUGACAUAUUCGAGAAGAAGAUCUUGAAGGUCCCACUCAAUGUAUGCGAAUGGUUCAAAGAUUAUCAGCCAGUUUCAACAGGGAAACAAGAGAUUGAACAUGCAUAUGAGUUUGUGAAGAAAAAGUUUGAGGAACUAUACUUCCAGAGCUCUGCUCCUGACCGUGUAGAUCGAGUCUUCAAGAUCUAUCGAACCACUGCCCUUGAUCAGAAGGUUGUGAAGAAGACUUUCAAGCUUGUUGACGAGACGUUGAGGCGGAGGAAUCUCUUUGAAGCUGGCUUAUUAUGACCAUGCAACAGUGUGCAUAAGAGGGAUAAAACAUUUUUUACAUUGAAGAGGUAACCAGAUUUUGGGUAUACUAGAUGUCGGGUAUACAACGGUAUAUAAUCGAUUUAUUGAUUUUAUGUCAAGUAAAUCCUGUUGAAUGAGUAGAUAGGGAAAGGCCUUUCUGAAUACUUCUGAUAUUAUGACCUGUAAUGCACUUUCUAAUUUCACUAAUUAUAUUUUUCAUAUCUAAUGUUGAUUCAAGUUCACUAAUAUAUAUUUCA
This is a messenger RNA of Cicer arietinum (chickpea), 1863 nucleotides long. RefSeq names its product guanine nucleotide-binding protein alpha-2 subunit. Lineage: Eukaryota; Viridiplantae; Streptophyta; Magnoliopsida; Fabales; Fabaceae. Gene Ontology annotation, molecular function: G protein-coupled receptor binding; guanyl nucleotide binding; GTPase activity. Gene Ontology annotation, cellular component: heterotrimeric G-protein complex; cytoplasm. Gene Ontology annotation, biological process: adenylate cyclase-modulating G protein-coupled receptor signaling pathway. The record is from RefSeq and is a predicted model, not a curated record.